AAAGUGGCGGGGAGGGGAGGAGCGGAGGUCGGCCUGUGCUUGCGCCUGCGCAGCGGGGACACGGCUCAUCCGGGUCUCUGCCAUUGAGAGUGUCGGUGCUGCGGGUCGGUAAGGAGGCGGGAAAUGGCGACUGGAGGAGCAGCGCAGGAGCGGAGAGAUUGUCCCUAAACACAGCGAGUCCGAGACGGCCACAGGCAGCAGGCAGCUCUCGCUGCGCCGAGUAGCAGCCAGGCACAGACAGCCACGUCGGGAACGACACACUCCGACACCUGGCAAUUUUACAUGUGACCAUUAGGAAGAUGAGGCUGAGAAUGCGCAAGGCUUCUCAGCAGUCGAAUCCCGUGCUCGCGCCGCGCACUUCCCGCACCAAGAGGAAGCACUCGGAGGUGGAGGUGGAGGACUGCACGCAGGUCGCGGGCGUGAAGCCGCAGAAGAACGAGACUGGCCUGCUCUCGUCGAUCAAGAAGUUCAUCCGAGGGAACGCUGCCAAGGUGGAGCAGGAGAACCCUGCGAAGAGGAGCCGUAUCGAGUGCGACCUGGACAAUAACUUGAUAUCAUCCACGCCGCAGACAGGAGACCUUCCCAGCAAGCCCAUCUCCCGGGUCCGACGGAAAAGUCCCGUGAACGGGGAUGCAACAAAUCACAACACGAGCAAGCCUGUGAAACCCAAUGGGAAGUUAGAGGAGCCCCCUGAUGCAGUUGGCAGCCCUCCACGGACAACUCUCCUGGGGACCAUCUUCUCUCCCGUCUUCAACUUCUUUUCACCAGCAAAUAAAAAUGGCACGUCCGGGUCCGACUCCCCUGGUCAGGCCGUUGAGGCCGAGGAGAUUGUCAAGCAGCUGGACAUGGAGCAGGUGGAGGAGAUCCCCACCAGCACUGCCACCUCCACCGAGGGCAUCCUGUACCCCAGCCCCGCGGCAGACAGCGGCUCUGAGGAGGGGGAGAUAGUGUCCGACACCGACCUGCCUCCCCUCACAGCCCCCGGGUCAACUCCAGACAGUGGUUAUUCUGAGGCCACCACAGCUCCCUCUGAAGGGACGUAUGAAGAAGAUUGGGAGGUGUUUGACCCAUAUUAUUUCAUCAAGCAUGUGCCACCUCUGACAGAUGAGCAGCUAAACCGCAAACCAGCUCUCCCUCUCAAGACCAGAAGCACACCCGAGUUCUCCUUAGUUCUGGACUUGGAUGAAACUUUGGUACAUUGUAGCUUGAAUGAGCUGGAAGAUGCAGCACUCACCUUCCCAGUCCUUUUUCAAGAUGUAAUAUACCAGGUGUACGUGCGGUUGAGGCCAUUCUUCAGAGAAUUCCUUGAGCGCAUGUCCCAGAUUUAUGAGAUAAUUCUCUUCACUGCCUCCAAGAAGGUUUAUGCAGAUAAACUGCUUAACAUCCUGGACCCCAAAAAGCAGUUGGUUAGGCACAGACUUUUUCGUGAACACUGUGUUUGUGUACAAGGAAAUUAUAUCAAAGACCUAAAUAUUCUCGGAAGGGAUCUGUCAAAGACUAUUAUAAUUGACAAUUCACCACAGGCCUUCGCAUACCAGCUUUCCAAUGGGAUUCCUAUAGAGAGCUGGUUCAUGGAUAAGAAUGACAAUGAGCUCCUGAAAUUGGUUCCUUUCCUGGAGAAGCUUGUUGAACUGAAUGAGGACGUGCGACCGCACAUCCGGGAGAGAUUUCGCCUGCACGACCUGCUGCCUCCAGACUGAACCCCAGCGUGGGGACAGAAAUGGCUGAAAGGAGAGGCAAAAAAAACAAAAAAACACACGGAAAUGAAAUGAAAAGACCUGCAAGAACCCUUGGGUUACAACUAAAACAUUGCCAUUACUGUUGAAAUUCUGCAUUUUCUUUUUUACCCCAUGUUGCUUUUAAAAACCGGAAAACAUCGAAGCCCAAGGUCUUUGAAGCAACUGAUCUCUGAUUAUAGAAUUUAUAAAUAUAUGAAUAUAUAUCCACACGAUGCAUACUGUAGGCAAGACCAGGAAGGAACCAUUGACAGGCUUUCUCGGAAUUUUUUUCCUCCGCUUCGCAUGGACUUGGUUUCCGAAGUAUUCCGUUUCGGCCAGCAGCAGCUUCAACCCGUAUUAAACUGAAGAUGUUGCAAAGAUGAAAAUUACUCGACUCUGGUGCUCCAAAUGGGACUGUAGCCACUUGCUCACGUCAGGCUUUCGUUUCAACAGGAAUGGCCAGUAAAUCUUUAGAUUUUUUUUUCCCCCCCUGGUUCAGGUUUUUAAAAGUUUUUACUUACUCUAGCCUAGAAUUUCAUUAUGCAUUCCUUUUUAGUUGAGGCGCUUCAUAGAUACUCUGGUAAUAGUCCAUUUUAAUAUUUUUCCCCAUAUGUAUUUUAAUGGCUGUUUUCCUGCUUUGUCUGCCUGCAUAUUGUAUAUUUGUUAAAAAAAAUCUAGAUUUAGUCUAAGUCGGUUCAUAAGACCUGAAUUUAUAUUGUUUCUGUAAAAAAUAUUUCACUGUAGUUUUUAAACUUCUGUACAAAUCAUGAUCAUGGACAGGGUGUUAUGAUCAAGAGUGGGAUAGGAGGGUGAAGAAUGGUUUAAACCACAGUGAUGACUUGCAGUCUACUGGGGCGGAAUAGGUAUAUCCUAGCCCUCUGCUUUUUCAGUGUGAAUGAAAUUGUGGCAUUUCUUUUAUCAGACUGACUGAGGCAGCACAUUUUGAUUUAUGUAUCUGUCAACAAACAUGAAAUCGUGCAUUGUACGAGCGCUGUGAGAUUUUUACACAUUUGUCCUUUUUUUUUGCAGUCUUCUGCUCCUUUAUCAUUUUUCGUCCUUGUGUGUUUUAUGUCAGUCACUGAAUUAUUUGUAUACACUCCCUGUUAUGGGCCAUUUGGCAAUGUUUGGUUUUAUCAAAUGUCUUGCAACUCAUUUGUCGUGUGGCAUACAGGACAUGAAGCCUCUACAGGCAAGGUAUUCAAUUUUAAUGUUCACCCCCACCCUUUUUUUAAAUUUGGAACCCAGAUGUUUCGGUGCAGCUAGAUCUUACGUUGUGCUCUGUGCAGAUACUGCCUAUUUGUAUGCUCUUCCAGUGCGUGGGUGACAGUCCCUUGGUUUUAUUGUGAGUUUACAGGAGCUAUGUUCUGCAUACAGCCAUUGCAAUUGGGGAGUGAAUGGAAAAAGUGGCAACCCAUACUGUUUUUAAAGCCUUUUGAAAUAAAGUAUUAAAAAUGUAGCACGGA
Molecule: messenger RNA, 3181 nt
Organism: Lepisosteus oculatus (spotted gar)
Lineage: Eukaryota; Metazoa; Chordata; Actinopteri; Semionotiformes; Lepisosteidae
Gene: ctdspl2b
Product: CTD (carboxy-terminal domain, RNA polymerase II, polypeptide A) small phosphatase like 2b
Molecular function (GO): phosphoprotein phosphatase activity
Source: RefSeq, a predicted model, not a curated record